AUGAAGGCCGAGGUCGAGUACGACCCAGGCCUUGUUCAGCCGGCUGAUCUCGCCGACUGUAUUGAGGACUUGGGAUUUUCCGCUGAGGUUGUAGAAUCCGCCGACCCUCUCGCGGCUGGUGCACUUCAAACAGUAGACCUAAGCGUAAGUCCUGCUGUUUGGAGAAUACCACUUUACCCUGCCGAUUGCCAAGUGAUUUACCUAAGUGCCCGGAACGACUGA
Messenger RNA from Dibothriocephalus latus, 222 nucleotides. NCBI's taxonomy places the organism in Eukaryota, Metazoa, Platyhelminthes, Cestoda, Diphyllobothriidea, Diphyllobothriidae. The record is from the annotation of a GenBank genome assembly.